AUGGCGUGCCAGCGGCAGCGAAGUCUUCCACCAAAUGAGAUUAACCGAUCUGUUCAGAACAGGUCGCCCUACUUGCCACCGCCUGGUAAGUUCGGGACGAAGUUCAAUUACGCAACAGUGAUGCGUAGGCUGCUAGUGAAGAUGACAGUUAAUACUCUGCCCAUAACCUGCUGGCGGCGGCCCGCCUCCCCCACCCUCGCCCUGCUUCGCCGCCGCCGGACUGACUUCCUGGCGAUAGCGAGGGUGGGUUCCGCGGCCGCGAUAGCGCCAGCGCCUUGUCUUGAUGGAAAAGAAGUGUUGUCCGCCGCUAUCGGCCGCCAGAUACCGCCGCCGCCGCCGCCGCCGCCGCCGCCGCCGCCGCAUGCGACGACCGACGCCCGCCCGCCCGCCGGCGUGGCGCAGCGCGGCACCGACACCACCACCAGUACGCGCACGCCGCCAUCCGUCAACGCACGCGGUCCGCGCAAAGCCUCAGUCCACACCCCGUGGCGCAGUGCUGGUCCUCGCACUAACGCGCCCGCCCACUGCUGGGUAAGGCACAGUGCACGCUGCAGCAGCGCAGGCUCCGGUGUGGGAGCGCGGCCUGCGGCCGGCGAGCAGGUGGGCGCCUCUCGCUCUCUGCCUGUUCCCCUGCCUCUGCCUCCGCCCGGGCCCGUGUCAUCGCCGCGCACGCCCCCGCGGCGCCGUAUUUAUGUUCUGUUUGUUUUGCCAGUUAUUUAUUGA
Molecule: messenger RNA, 723 nt
Organism: Schistocerca cancellata (South American locust)
Lineage: Eukaryota; Metazoa; Arthropoda; Insecta; Orthoptera; Acrididae
Product: neural Wiskott-Aldrich syndrome protein-like
Exons: 4
Coding region: 1-723 (240 amino acids)
Source: RefSeq, a predicted model, not a curated record